ACGAGUACACAUGCAUAUGGUCAGUACACAUUGCGACGCCGCAGCGUGAACAGUUCUGAAAGAUCGUGCGUCAACCGAAGUAAGUGCUUUUCGUGAAUUAGUGCGACAAACGAUGAACGUGUACAAAAACGAAUUUGUGGGUUGUCAUCUCCACCAACAAAAGUUUGACAGUUUGAGGAGUAUACGUGAAAAGGUUAAUUGGGACGUUGAAGAGGAACGACAGGAUUUUCUCUGUCAACUUAACCUCUUAUUCAGCGAUUGGAAGUGCCAAUAUCAGUCCGAAGAAAUCGACUGGCUUCUCACGGAAUCUAUCACUUUUCGUGACGAAGAGGAUUACAAUCGUUCAGGAGAACUAAUCAUUAAAUUCGUGGCUAAAAGCGGCUACAAAUAUCAGCCUAAAAUUGAGCAAGACGGUAAGCCACGUGUGCGUCGAACUACAGCACUGCAUCAUGUGGCUAGGAGCGGAUUUCUUAAUAAGGACAUCAUGGUCCGUGAGCUUUUUAAAAUUUACAAUAAUUUCGACGUUAAUUACACCGACUCGUCUGGCCUGACUCAUUUCCAUGUGGCCUGCGCUAUCGGCUGCGAUGAUGUCGUCGAGAAAUUUCUCGAGCUCGGCCAGGAUCCCAAUCUGCUUGUGCAUGAGACAGGCUAUUCUGCGCUACACUUCGCUUUGGCCUAUGACAGAAGUGAAGUGGCACGAUUGCUGCUCAAUAGUGGCGCCGACCCGAACUUGGCCAAUCCAGAGGGAUCGACUGCUUUGCACCUCAUAUGCAAGAUGAAUAGUCCUAAUAACUUAAUGAGGCUGCUGUUCGAGAUCAGCGAUAAAAAAAGUCAACCGUUGUCGCUCGACGCUCGGGACAAGGAGGGUAAAACAGCUCUGCACUUGGCUUUGGAGAACGGACACAGGGAAGUGGCACGAUUGCUGCUUGAAAGAGGCGCCGCCCCCAACUUGGCCAAUCCAGAGGGAUCGACUGCUUUGCACCUCAUAUGCAAGAUGGAUCGCCCUAAGGCCUUAAUGAAAUUGCUGUUCCAGAUCAGCGAUGCAAAAAGUCAACCGUUGCCGCUUGACGCCCAAGACAUGGAGGGUGAAACUGCGCUACACUUAGCUCUUGAGAACGGACUUAAGGAUGUCGCCGAAUGGUUGCUGAGAAAAGGCGCCGAUUCGAACUUGGCCGACAAAGAGGGAUCGACAGCUCUGCAUAUCAUUUGUCAGAAUUUCGAAUACCAAUACUUGGCGGAGAUGAUAUUCGAUAUCAGCGACGAAAAUCAUCGACAUGUGCGAAUCGAUGCACAGGACAAAAACCAUUUGUGCACACCAUUGCACUGGGCUCUGUACCUCUGGGAUGAACCAGCUGCACGAUUGCUGCUGAGAAGAGGUGCCAAUCCAAAUUUGGCCGACAACAAGGGAUCGACAGCUCUGCAUAUCAUUUGCAAGAUAAGAUUUAAUGACUUGGCGAAUCUGCUAUUCCAGGUCAGCGACGAAAAACGUCGACGUGUGCUAGUCGAUGCACAGGACAAUGAGGGUAACACACCAUUGCACUUGGCUCUGGAGCAAAUGGACACAGAAAUGGUAGGAUUGCUGCUGAGAAGAGGGGCCAAUCCAACAUUAGCCAAUAAGGAUGGACAGAUACCCCUGCACAUCGCUUGCGAGGUAUUCAACGACGAUGAAUCGCUCAGGAUGUUAUUCGAGCUUAGCAACGACAAAUACCAUUCGGUACAGUUAAACGCCAAGGGCAAAUGGGGUAAGACACCGCUGCAUUUGGUUCUGUAUAACAAAAACAAGGAAGCGGCUGAAUUCCUGCUGAGACGAGGUGGGGAUCCAGAUUUGACUGACAAUUUCGGAAAGACGGCUUUGCACGUUAUGUCCCACAGUUUCCACAACGAAGAUCUGGUGGAGAUAUUCUUCAAGGUAAGCGACGAGCUAAAUCAGCAGUUGCAGAUCGAUGCCCGAAAUUCUAACGGCAAGACACCGUUGUACUUGGCUCUUAAGCGGGGCAACAAGAAGAUGAUCGAGCAGCUUAUGAGACGCGGCGCCGACCCGAAUCUGGCCAAGAAGCAUGAUAACUCGACUCCACUGCACUUCAUCUGCUCGAUGGCCUCCGGCAACGACGUGGCGGGGGUAUUCUUAAAGAUAAUGAACGAAGAUAGACGUGAAACGGUGCUGAUCGAUGCGAGGGACGGGAAAGGUCGGACCCCACUGCAAUAUGCCGUAGCGAGAUUAUUGCCGAAUACCGUCGAUGUUCUACUGGAUCACGGCGCCGAUUUGUCUAACUUCGUUUUCCCAAACGAGACUAUCUUCCACUUCGGCGUUGAAUUUACAGUUGACACAAACAUAAGAAUUACGUCUGGCAUAUUGGCCGUCGUCGAGCGCCUCGAGACCAGAGGAUACGAGCUGAACCAAUCGGAUGCCCUGACGAUCAUGAAACUGUUUGCCAAGCACAAAUUGUUCGUCAAGCCGGCAGAUCUCGAAAAGCCCAAUUGGCACGACAACGUGAGGCUCGUCAGAACAGCCAAAGAGACGAUGAUAAUUCCGAGUCUGUCGCUCUACGAAUUGCUCCAGUUGCAACCUAAGGAGCUGGCGAAACGAAUCACCUUCGAGGAAUACUUCGAGUUCGCCCGCCGCUGGAAAAAAUUGAUGACGCUCCGCAAAGAAGGGUUUGAGGCGUGUGUCGUCGCGCAUCUGUGCGAGAAAUUAUCCAGAAGAUUUUUCCAGAGCUAUGCGUUGUACCCCUUUUGGGAUCUGAUACAUAAGCGGCUGCCGCUUGAGUGUUGUGACAUGAUCCUCAACAAUCUAAUGAACAAAGACUUGUAUCACAUUUUCGUGACUGCUGGCGAGUGA
Molecule: messenger RNA, 2839 nt
Organism: Trichogramma pretiosum
Lineage: Eukaryota; Metazoa; Arthropoda; Insecta; Hymenoptera; Trichogrammatidae
Product: ankyrin-1-like
Exons: 1
Coding region: 113-2839 (908 amino acids)
Molecular function (GO): protein binding
Source: RefSeq, a predicted model, not a curated record